Molecule: messenger RNA, 1887 nt
Organism: Caenorhabditis briggsae
Lineage: Eukaryota; Metazoa; Nematoda; Chromadorea; Rhabditida; Rhabditidae
Exons: 8
Coding region: 1-1887 (628 amino acids)
Biological process (GO): carbohydrate metabolic process
Molecular function (GO): chitin binding
Source: RefSeq, a predicted model, not a curated record
AUGAGUUCCCGUUAUUCAGACUAUAAAUCGAGAGAUCCCCAAGACCCAUCUGAAAUCUUCUCGGAGACUUAUCACUACAGAUUAUUAUCUAGAAAUGACCCACAUUUUUCUGUCCCAUAUCGAAAAUCAAAAAAUUGGAGAAAUCGAAAAUGCGGAUUCUUGAAAAAUUGUGUUUUGGGUUACGGUAUUGGUAUCAUUGCAUUUUUCAUUUUUAUUUGCGGACUACAAAUUAACCCCUCAAAAAUGCAAAAUUUUACUAGAUUUCCAAAGAUUUUUAGUGAUUUUGGUAUUCAAAAAUUGAAUGGAACCUCAGAAGGUUCAAAAAAAUUAUGCCACCCCAGAAUUAUUGGGUACUACAAAGGUUGGGAUAAUCAAAUAAUUAGGUCAAGCCAAUUAGGAAAAUUGAGCCACGUCAUUUUCAAAUAUUUGGUGAUUUCGAAAAAUGGGUCAACAAUAGAAUUCAAGAACAAUUUGGAGGAAGCGAAAUUUCUGGAUCUGAAAAGAAGGAUUGGGGAUUUUAAAGAGACAAAAUUGAUGAUUUCUUUGGAUUUUGGGAAAAAUUUCAAAAUGGAAAAAUCCCAAACCCUCAUCACAAAUAUCAAUUCAUUUUUGGACUUCCACAAUUGGGACGGUGUGGAUAUCGAUUGGAGACAUCCAACUCCAGAAGACAUCCCAAAUCAAGUCAAAUUUUUGAGAAAUCUCAAAAAAUCUAUAAAUCCCAAAAAGCUGAUUUCCAUGGUUUUUGGCGGUCUGGAAUGGACGUAUUCCUACCAAAUGGAUUUGAAGAAUUUAAUCGAAAAUUUGGAUUUUCUGAACAUUUUUUCAAUGGAUUACUACAAUGGAAAUUUGACGGGACCACCGGCUCCAUUAUUCUCUGGAGAUGGAGAAUUUCGAGGAUUCAAUGUGGACCGAACGAUGAAAUAUUUUGUAUGCAAUACGAAAAAUUCGAAAAAGAUGAAUAUGGGAGUUCCAUUUUAUGGAAAGUUCUGGAAAAAUGUGAAAAAAGAACCAAAAGAUGGUAUUUGGAAUUCUGGAAAUUUCGAAAACAACAUUCCAUGGAGAUCGAUAAACUUCAAAAAAUCAGAAAAAUGGCACAAAUAUGCAAUGACCCCUUUUAUUUUGGAUUCUGAGAAGAACACUUUUUUGGGAUUCGAGAAUCAAAAAAGUUUGAAAAAGAAAAUGGAAUAUUUGAAGAAGAAGAAUCUGGGAGGAUUGAUGAUCGAAUCGAUUGGAGAUGAUGAUGACAUGGAUUCUUUGCUGGAUACUGUAGUUGAGAAUUUUGAAUGUGUGGAGAAGGAGAAUAGUAAUUUGAAGGUUUUCAGAGAACAGCUGAAAACAAAUUUUCUGCGUUCCCCCAAAAUUUCCCAAAACUUUAGUAUCAAAUUUCAAAAAAUGAAUAACACUACAAUUGACCAAUUUCAUUCCAAAAAUCGAGGCUUCGCUGCAACUUUCAUAAUUUAUUUCUUCAUUUCUGCUUCAAUUUUUCCAUUUUAUAUUCGAAUAUUCAAUCGGAAUAACAAUCAAGAAAAGAAUUCCCUAGUUUUUCGAAUUCUUGCUCAUUUUUGCUUUGUAAUCAAGCUCAAAUUUAUCGUUAUCAUUUUAAUGACUUUGGAUCUCACUGUCUUGUAUUUUUGGCUGGGAAAAAAUGUUAUCAGUGUAUUCGGUAUUUUUUAUCUUUUAAUUGGCUUAUCUAUUCUGAAUUUUACAACUCAACUACCUAUUUGUUUGCCUAGAAUUCCUUUCCUUCUUCAUCCAUCAUUCAUCAACGUUCCUUUACAUCACCAUCAACACAUGUCUAUUCGUCUCGGCGUUUUUGUACAUUCCAAUUGCAAUGAAUUUAUACAAUUAUCGAUUUGUAUUAUCUACCCAAACGAUAAAACCCCAUAG